AGAAUUGAGAAUUGAGAAGUGAGAAGGCGGUCGUAGCCAGGGUCGGGAGCCCCACUCCGCUCUCGUCUGGGUCCCCACCCGUCCUCAUGUCGCUGCCUGGCCCAAGCGAGAACGACUCAGUACUGGAACUUAAGUUAGUCAAGCCUCGGACCCCGGAGCGGAAUCCCCGCUCCGCCGACCGCCACCUUGCAGUGACUUGCGACCACGUUUUAAGCCUUGACGUUCUACCGGAUAAACAAGGACAUAAAUUAUUUACAGAUUUUUUAAAAUGACGUGGCAAGGUGCCAGGAAAGGUGUGCAGGCACCGAUAAAAGGGAGAGACAUGCCAAAUGACACCGGUGCAAUCACACCUGGGAAGUUGGCAGAUGAAUCAAAACUUGGCAACCUUAAUCAGUUGUUAGCGACAAACAUUAGCAUGGGAAAGGCCUCGUGCUGUGUUCCUUUAAAGAAACGUUACAGAGAAGGAUGGACUCCCAAUGGCUACCCUCAAAAUGUUAUCCCUGAGAUAAAAUACGAAAAGGAAGAGGAUAACUCCGAAGGGGACGGACACAAUGAAGAUUCUAAGACUGAAUUUUGCGAAAAUAAUAACAACAUAACUAAUGUCAAUUGUGACACUGCCAUGAUUCCAUUGAAAAGGGGGACGAGGAAACGGAAGGGUCCGCCCUGCGAGGAGAAAGAGAUUAAGGACCGAGCCUGCAAGGGAAAAAGGUACCUUGAGUUCAUGCGGAAUAAAACUGAAAAUAUUUCUGUUCAAUAUUUUAACAUUAAGGCUACACCAAAAAAGAAACUUUCAAAGGUCCAGUUGAUGAAAAAGAAACUCCGUUCGAAAUAUUGUUCACAGAAACCGCAGAAAAAAGAAUCUUCCAAAGCUUCCAAAGACUCAAAAUAUGGGCAAGAGGACAACUUGAAUCUCCUCGCGGACCUAGUGGAGACUGCUUUGAAGAAUGACAAAAAGGUUUAAUUGUUCUGAACGAUUGAACUCUUUCUAUGAAAAUGUGUUCAUUUUGUUGAAAAAAGAAAGACUUUUUGGGCACCCGGCCGAAAAUUUGGUCAUGUAGAAAGUUGGAAUCGUCGAAUUCAUUGUAAACCAAAAGACUUAUUUUUUUUCCUUUCAUUAUAAAUUGUUAUUACACAAAAAUAAAAAUAAAAAUUAUUGAGUAAGUCCCUGAUCUCUUUAAUGUUGUUUUCUGUGAAAAUCAUUGUUCUUGCUCCAGAUUUGUACUACUUGUCCGGAAUUGUUCAGUAUUAAUAGCCCUUAUUAAUGAUUAGAGUUUUCUUAAAUAAAGUAAAAAUAUUUAUCCAUUGUUUUUUCUAUAAAAAUGAAAUAUUUAGAUCCAGUAUUACAAUUUUUCUUUUCUAUUUUUUAAAUUUGUAUAAAAACAUAUUACGUAUAUUUUUUUAUAAGUAAUAUGCUUUUAUCCCAAUGAUAUAAAAUACUGCAGCUCUGGGCAUUUUAAAUAGCAAUAGGAUUUUCAUAUUUUGCACAAUGAAAGUCAAACAAAUGUGCAACAUAAGAAGCAACUUUCCUCACCAAAUUAGUACUUGCUUCAUGUAUUUUUUAAUAAGUAUAAGUACCUUAGGAAAUUGUGUGCUGUGUUAAUGUUAUUCUUAUUUAGAAAUAAUUUAUUGUAGUUAUUAUAGUGACAAAGUGUCAUUGAGAUAGCUCAAGCAGUAAUGAUGUGAUUGAAAUUUUAAUGCCAACAUAUUGUUUUUGUUGUUUUCUUUCGGUAUUCGGUUGUAAAAGAACCAAUUUAGCAAGAUGGCGAUAGCCAUUCUUUGAAUUUGGUAUAAAAAGUCAAUUGGGACCUAAAAUCCAUUAUUUAAAUUGUGCAUACUUAUAAUACACUUUAUAAAAAAGUUGAUAUUUUUGUAAGCCGUCGUACAUAUAGAUAGAUAUUUUUAUCCAUAGCGUGGAAUCUACAAAGAAUAUUUAUUAUAAAAAAUAGAUAUUUUCUGUAAGUU
This is a messenger RNA of Cimex lectularius (bed bug), 1962 nucleotides long. RefSeq lists its product as uncharacterized. The record is from RefSeq and is a predicted model, not a curated record. The transcript is spliced from 6 exons. NCBI's taxonomy places the organism in Eukaryota, Metazoa, Arthropoda, Insecta, Hemiptera, Cimicidae. Bases 269 to 961 code for a protein of 230 amino acids.